Mangifera indica (mango) is the source of this 3438-nucleotide messenger RNA. RefSeq names its product E3 SUMO-protein ligase SIZ1-like. Lineage: Eukaryota; Viridiplantae; Streptophyta; Magnoliopsida; Sapindales; Anacardiaceae. Gene Ontology annotation, molecular function: zinc ion binding; SUMO ligase activity. The coding region runs from base 274 to 2925 and encodes 883 amino acids. The record is from RefSeq and is a predicted model, not a curated record. Gene Ontology annotation, biological process: protein sumoylation. The transcript is spliced from 18 exons.
UUUUAUUUAUAUCGGUCAAAAAAGCGAGUCGGUGUUUCGUUUGACAUUUCUUGUAAACCCUAAUUUCAUCGAUUCUUCAUACCCCUCUCUUGAAUUCAUCUUAAUUUUUUGUAACUCACACCUUAAGCUCUCUGCUUAAUACGGUUUUGAUAUAUCGGGGGCUAUUUGAAGACUGUGUGGGCUGAUGUGGUUGAUUAUUGAUCUUUGUGGCUGGUAAAUUAAUGCUGAUCGAGGCUUCAUUUUUGUUGAAAAUAUAAACUAAUAAAGAGAGAGAUGGAUUUGGUUGCUAGCUGCAAGACUUGGGAGGACAAAUUGGCAUAUUUCCGAAUCAAGGAGCUCAAAGAUGUACUCACUCAAUUAGGUCUGUCAAAGCAGGGAAAGAAACAGGAUCUUGUUGAUCGGAUAAUAGCCAUUCUAUCUGAUGAUCAAGUUUCCAAGUUGUGGGCAAAGAAGAGUGCUGUGAGUAAGGAAGAUGUGGCCAAACUGGUGGAUGAUACAUUCAGAAAAUUGCAGGUCUCUGUGGCCCCUGACUUGGCAUCAAAGGGACAGGGUGUUUCAAAUAGCAGUAACAUGAAAAUUAAAGAGGUGGAUGACCACAUUCAACCAGAUACUAAAAUUCGCUGUCCUUGUGGGAAUUCACUGGGAUCUGAGACAAUGAUCAAGUGUGAGGAUCCCAGAUGCCAUGUUUGGCAGCACAUGAGUUGUGUUAUAAUCCCAGAGAAACCUAUGGAGGGAAUUCCACCCAUUCCUGACAAGUUUUAUUGUGAAAUCUGUAGACUCAGCCGAGCCGACCCUUUUUGGGUUACAAUUACAAAUCCUUUAUACCCUGUGAAGUUGUCAACUACAAAUAUUCAGACAGAUGGUACAAACCCUGUGCAGAGUGUGGAGAAAACAUUUCAACUCACAAGGGCAGACAAGGACUUACUUUCAAAGCAAGAGUAUGAUGUUCAGGCAUGGUGUAUGCUUUUGAAUGACAAAGUUCCAUUUAGAAUGCAAUGGCCACAGUAUGCUGAUCUACAGGUCAAUGGGUUACCUGUUCGUACUAUUAAUAGACCUGGCUCACAACUACUUGGUGCUAAUGGUCGUGAUGAUGCUCCAAUUAUUACGCAAUGCACAAAUGAUGGAGUUAAUAGAAUUGUCUUAAAUGGAUGUGAUGCCCGCAUCUUCUGUUUAGGAGUAAGAAUUGUAAAGCGGCGAACUGUUCAACAGAUUCUCAACUUGAUUCCUAAGGAGUUUGAUGGUGAGCUUUUUGAAGAUGCUCUUGCUCGUGUUUGUCGUUGCGUUGGUGGUGGGAAUGCUGCAGAUAAUGCUGACAGUGACAGUGAUUUGGAAGUUGUUGCUGACUCUAUCACUGUCAAUUUACGUUGUCCUAUGAGUGGUUCAAGGAUGAAGGUCGCUGGAAGAUUUAAACCCUGUGCUCAUAUGGGCUGUUUUGAUCUUGAUGUUUUUGUGGAGCUCAACCAACGUUCUAGAAAGUGGCAGUGCCCUAUUUGUCUCAAGAACUACUCAUUGGAAAAUGUUAUUAUUGAUCCUUAUUUCAAUCGGAUUGCAUCUAAGAUGAGGAAUUGUGGAGAAGAGAUAGCUGAAAUUGAGGUGAAGCCUGAUGGUUCCUGGCGUGUAAAAACAAAAAGUGAAAGUGAGCGUAGGGAAGUUGGGGAUCUUGCACUAUGGCACUUUCCAGAUGGCUCUCUUUGUGCUCCUGUUGAGGAAGUUAAACCAAAGGUGGAAAUAUUGAAGCAUGUUAAACAAGAAGUUGUUUCAGAAGGACAGAUUGGUUUGAAACUUGGAAUCAGAAAGAAUAGUGAUGGUUUGUGGGAAGUAAGCAAACCUGAAGAUAUAAACACCUUUUCUGGUAAUAGAUUGCAGGAAAAGUUUGAGACUCAUGAGACAAAAGUUAUCCCAAUGAGCAGCAGUGGCACUGGAAGCGGAAGGGAUGGUGAAGACCCAAGUGUAAACCAGGAUGGUGGUGGGACCUUUGAUUUUCCUAACAAUGGAAUUGAGCUUGAUUCUACAUCGUUGAAUGUUGAUCCAACUUAUGGAUUUGCUGACCAAAAUCCUUCUGCACCAGUUGCAAAUCCAGAAGUUAUUUUUCUUAGUGAUUCAGAAGAUGAAAAUGACCUACCAAUAUCAUCUGGGAAUGUAUACAGGGACAAUCAAACUGAUGCUGGUGGGGUUGAUUUUUCAAUGGCCCCCACUGGAAUUGUUGAUAACUUUCAUGAAACUUUGGGUACCAUAGGUGCUGGUGAGAAUUCUUGCUUGGGUUUUUUCACUCCCAAUGACGAUGACUUUGGGAUGCCAUCCCUCUGGUCAUUACCUUCUGGAGUCCAAGGUCCACCAGGUUUUCAGCUAUUUGCUUCGGAUGCAGAUGUCCCAGAUGCCUUGGUGGAUCUACAACAUGGCCCCAUCAACUGUCCGACACAGAUGAAUGGCUAUACAUUGGCUCCAGGCACUGCAGUGGGGUCUUCAUCUUUGGUCCCAGAUUCCUCUAUUGAUCAGCCCACUACUGACCUCGGUGACAGCUUAGUUGAUAAUCCCCUGGCGUUUGAUAGGGAAGAUCCGUCUCUUCAAAUAUUUCUUCCUACAAGGCCUUCAAAUGCAUCAGUGCAGUCUGAUUUGAGAGAUCAAGCCGAUGUGUCAAAUGGUGUUCGUCGUGAGGAUUGGAUCUCUCUUAGGCUUGGGGGUGGUGCUAGUGGCAGUCACAGUGAAUCACCAGCUGCAAAUGGCUUAAAUGCGAUGCAGACAGUGCAGUCUGGAGAUGGUGCCAUGGAUUCUUUGGAUGACACUGCUUCUUUGCUUCUCGGUAUGAAUGAUGGAAGAUCUGAGAAGACAAGCAGGCAAAGGUCAGAUAGCCCUUUUGUGUUCCCUCGUCAAAAACGUUCUGUAAAACCACGAUUGUAUCUUUCUAUUGACACAGACUCUGAAUAGAAAAUUUUUGUCCUUAUAUCCUAUAAAUUCAUAGCAUUCGUGUUUGAACCUUUCUGGGGGUAGAAGGCUCCUUCUGGGAGGUUUGUUGAUCAGCCCUUAAUGAUUUGGAAGAAGUUAACAAAUAUAUGGUCCUAGUAAGAGGCUCAAUGCAACUGUGAGAAAUACAUAGCAGAACUAAGUACGUAAGAAAAUUUUCUCUUAAAAAUUUGUUGCCAGCUCCUUCUGAUUUUUUUCUUUAAUGGAGAGUUAUAGGGCCUAUCAUCUGAUGCUGUUUGUUUUAAAAGAAGUCAUUCCCCUUUGUUGUUUUCAGGGAGCUUGAGGUCCAUUGCUGGUAAGUUGUACAGAAGAGAAUCGUUUAAUCUAAUGUUGAUUUAAUCUUUUGGUUUAAGUUUUCUCUGGGGGCCCCCCUCUUAGGUAAACACAAAGUGCUCCUUUUGUCUCUGGGAGCAAAUAGCCUGUAAAUGUUUACUCAGAUUCAAUUAUUUAUAGAGAAAUAAAUUUUCCCAUUCUCUA